Molecule: messenger RNA, 1362 nt
Organism: Colletotrichum siamense
Lineage: Eukaryota; Fungi; Ascomycota; Sordariomycetes; Glomerellales; Glomerellaceae
Gene: DPH1
Product: 2-(3-amino-3-carboxypropyl)histidine synthase subunit 1
Exons: 2
Coding region: 1-1362 (453 amino acids)
Biological process (GO): protein histidyl modification to diphthamide
Molecular function (GO): 2-(3-amino-3-carboxypropyl)histidine synthase activity
Source: RefSeq, a predicted model, not a curated record
AUGGAGGAGGACCGGGCGCAAACCGACCUGGGCAUCGCCGCAGACAUUGAGGCGUCUCAUCGCGAAGAAGCAGCCGCCGCCGCCGAGCCGGCGCUGAAGCAACCGAAGAAGCGCUUCGUAGGACGAAGGACGGCCGCCGAGGCCGCGGUGAAGAAUGGUGGCGCCAACGGGUCCAUCGAGGACAGCAAGUCCAUCCAAGUCGCCAAACCAAGACGAGGUCCACGUCUUCUGAACCAGGUGCCCCCCGAAAUCCUCAACGACCCCGCGCUCAAAUCCGCCAUCUCCAUCCUCCCCUCCAACUACAGCUUCGAGAUCCCCAAGACGAUCCACCGCAUCCGGACGUCGGGCGCCAAGAAGGUCGCGCUCCAGAUGCCCGAGGGCCUCCUCCUCUUCGCGACCACCAUUUCCGACAUCCUCACCGAGUUCUGCCCGGGCAUCGAGACGCUCAUCAUGGGCGACGUCACGUACGGCGCCUGCUGCAUCGACGACUACACGGCGCGCGCCCUCGGCUGCGACCUGCUCGUGCACUACGCCCACAGCUGCCUCAUCCCCGUCGACGUGACCAAGAUCAAGACGCUCUACGUCUUCGUCGACAUCAGCAUCGACACCUCGCACCUGCUCGCCUCCCUCGAGCGCAACUUCGCCUCCGGCAAGACCAUCGCCGUCGUCGGCACCAUCCAGUUCAACGCCACCAUCCACGGCGUCCGCGGCACCCUCGAGAAGGCCGGCUUCCGCGUCCUCGUCCCGCAGAUCGCGCCCCUCAGCAAGGGCGAGAUCCUCGGCUGCACCUCCCCGCGCCUCGACUCCGACGACCCGGACAACAAGGUCGACCUCAUCCUCUACCUCGGCGACGGCCGCUUCCACCUCGAGAGCAUCAUGAUCCACAACCCGCAGAUCCCCGCGUACCGCUACGACCCGUACUCGCGCAAGUUGACGCGCGAGACGUACGGCCACGACGAGAUGCAGGACCUGCGCCGCACCGCGAUCCGCACCGCCAAGACGGCCCGGAAGUGGGGCCUGAUCCUCGGGUCGCUCGGCCGCCAGGGCAACCCGAACACGAUGGCGCUGAUCGAGAAGAGGCUCAAGGAGCGCGGGAUCCCGUGGGUGAAUUUGCUGCUCAGCGAGAUCUUCCCCGGCAAGCUGGCCAUGAUGGCGGACGUCGAGUGCUGGGUGCAGGUGGCGUGUCCGCGGCUGAGUAUCGACUGGGGUUAUGCGUUUCCGAGGCCGUUACUGACGCCGUACGAGGCGCUGGUUGCGCUCGAGGUGCGGGAUGACUGGGGCAAGGGCGUCUAUCCCAUGGACUACUACGGCAAGGAGGGUCUGGGACGGGUGAAGCCUGCGCCAUUGGAAGUCAAAAGCUGA